Molecule: messenger RNA, 630 nt
Organism: Bactrocera tryoni
Lineage: Eukaryota; Metazoa; Arthropoda; Insecta; Diptera; Tephritidae
Exons: 2
Coding region: 62-523 (153 amino acids)
Source: RefSeq, a predicted model, not a curated record
UUUGACAAGUUUGAAAAAUUAAAUUGGCUGGGCUUUUGCUUCGUUUAUAUAAAUAUUUGAAAUGGAUACAAUCAUGUUACAUUUAAGUGAUAGCGAUAAUGAGGAUGAAAAUUGUAUACAAAUUCGUCGCGAGCGCAGAAAUUUGAGGAAUAAUUCAAAAGACACAUUGGAAAUGGAUGAUUAUAAUUUCUUCAAAAAUUUUCGCAUCAACAAAGGAGCAUUUAUAUACAUUUUAGAGGAAUACGAAAAUGUAUGUGGAAAUGAUAAGAGACAAGGUUCUCUUUCUCCGAAAAUAAAACUUGCUACAUGUCUGCGCUUCUUUGCCACAGGCAACUAUCAGCAUUGUGUUGGAAAGGACUUCAAUAUAAAUGUGGCCCAAUCGACAUUCUGUGGAAUAUUAGAGGAAGUUCUAAACAUUCUUGAGUACAGACUAUGUUCACGGUGGAUUUCUAUUUACAUGAAUGGAAACGAAGAAUUGGUAUCAAAAACAUUUUUUUUGCCAAGUCAAAAAUUCCGGGUGUGACAAUGGCAGUUGAUGGAACUCACAUAAAGAUAAUGGCUCCAACGAGAGAUAAACAUCUUUAUUAUAAUCGCAAAGGAUUCUCAAGUCUGAACGUUAUGAUAGUGAGA